Artibeus jamaicensis (Jamaican fruit-eating bat) is the source of this 1163-nucleotide messenger RNA. RefSeq lists its product as uncharacterized. Bases 1 to 882 code for a protein of 293 amino acids. The record is from RefSeq and is a predicted model, not a curated record. The transcript has 5 exons. Lineage: Eukaryota; Metazoa; Chordata; Mammalia; Chiroptera; Phyllostomidae.
AUGGCAGGCGCUCUGGUGGUGGUGUCUUGCUGCCUCGAUGCAGGAGGUGAACUUUAUGUCACUGCCAAACCGGUGCUGGCUCUGCGACUGAUGAGCGUGGGCAUCAGAGACACUCUUCCAGAGCUAUGCUGUAUGCAGAGACCCCUGGAAAGACAGCCCGGGUCCUGCCCUGGGCCUCACCAGGGGACCGGCCUGGCAUCGUUCCUGGAGCCAAGCCUGUGCCCGAGUCAGUACAGGGUGGGCCGCCACACCAACAGGACAGUGGUGGUGAGGGCGGCGAGAGCAACCGGAAGCUGUGACAACAGGAACUUUUACUUGGUGGUUACUCAGGGGCAUGUGGUCUGUGUCCUACUUUCCCUCCGCGGGCCCCUGACCUGCUCAGGCAACGUGGCGUGCGCAGCAGGGGACCACAGCCCCGAAAGCCAGCGAGAGCUGGGACGAGGAAGGCUGCCCUUGCUCCCCUGGGAGGGGAGCUCCUUCCACUGUUUGCCAGGCAGAGCCCCUGAGUGUGGGGCCGCAGCCGCUGGCCAGAGCUUGCCAAGGUCAUCUCCACCGGCCCCUCUGCUGUCGCUUCCUUACCGCUGUGUUCUGCAGAGCCGGUCCCACUGGGUACGUCUGAUCAGCAGGGUUACGGACCUCAGUACGGAGUCCAGCAACCACCGAGGUGGGGCAAGAGGUUUUCCAUCAACUGGAGCUGCAUCCAUCCACUCCCUACUCCGGCUACUUGUUUUUUCAAAUCCCUUUCCAGGCUUUCAGAAGCUAACAGAGGACAAUCGUAAAACUGAGCUUGGGAUUGCGAGGACUCAGGGUAUCGCCUCACGAGGAAGGGAAGUUAAACCUGUGCUGAAACCUCUGGGUGACGGGAUUGCGCGAUUCAACUAGGAGCUGCCCCGCAUAGGACCAAUCAGGCUUCAGGACUGAGUUCAAUAUUCAAGGCAAAUCAGACCCAAACAGAAGACCGCUACCAAAGGCAGAGAGAGAACAAAGGGGAAGGACUCACACCGCUGAUUAUCAAAGUAUCAUUAAAAGGCAAGUGAAAAACUGGAAAAAAUAUUUGACUCAUCUACAAGAGAAAGCGUUUAAUGUCGUUAACGCGCGCUUUCAAAUACAUAAGAAAAUGAUGAAUGCUUCGAUAGAAAAUGAGAUAAAAGGUCUAAACAAGU